ACAUUGUCAAACUGUCAAUACUGUAACUGUAAAAUUUAUAAAUAACAAAUGUACUUGUCUUGCUAAAUGGCUGAGAGUAAUUCAUCAUCGGAGCAUAAUUUUAGUAAUCAUUUAUUUCGUGAAAUAUAUAAAAAUGCUUGGUUAAACAAAGUAAAUUCUACAACUUCUGAAAAAUCUGGACCAAAUCAAACUGUAUUUUGGAUAUCACAAAAGCCAGAAAAAUUCUGGUUUGUAUUUUGUAUACAUGAUGAUAACGAAGCCUAUUUGGAAGCAUAUUCGGAUUCAAAAACCUCAGUCAUGCAUCGACCUAUGUGGAUUUCAUGUUUAAAUGAUACAUUACAUGUAUCCUCGACCAUAUGCUCGGAAUUUAAGGAAUAUGAAUUUGUUAUUACGCUUAGUUCAGGAGUUGUACGUUUACUGGCACCUACAAGAGAAGCAAUGAUAGAUUGGGUGGAUACGUUAAGAUCAAAAUUAACUGAAAUGAAAAUAUUGUCACCAUGUAAAAAUAUGUAUUCAGUAUUACCACAAGCUAAGUCAAUUUUAUUGCCAACAAGAGAUCCAACAUCACCAUUGCCUCCUCCACCGCCCUUGGUAACACCCUCAAUACCACCUGGAACUGAAUGUGUUGUUGUACCGACAACACUAACACCAAUUACUAAUUUCACUGAUACAACUACUACAAAUGAUUCUGAAACAAGUAAUCCAGCCGAGCCCCCGUCUUCAAUUAACUGUGAUAUCAGAAUGAACACUCCGUCCCAAACAAACUGUGAAAGUGAAAUCACACGCAGAAACUUAACAUCCGUAUCAAAUCUAGAUGAAUCAUACAUAACAGUGAUUCAACUAACAAAUGCCAACGAUACACAGACGCCUCCACCAACAGCUACACGAUCUGCACCACAAAGUGCACAUCUAUUAUCUUCUUCUCAAACGACACAAAUAUUUAAUUUUGAUAUACCGACAACUAGUUUAAAUACUGAUACAACCUUGACGUCAACAUCAACAGCUAUUCAAUUGACAAAUAACACUGUAGAUACUGCAGAUACAAAUGAGUCCUACAUUGAAUACAAUGGUAGUUUGGAUGAGUGUUCACAUUAUGAUUGUGUGUUUGUACCAGAUAUUAGUGAGUCUAGACUACAACAAGAUAGUAAUGGAGGAAGGCAUUUAAAUGGAGAUGGACCGUUUAGCCAACAAUCAGUACAUUCUUUAAAUAUCUGUGGUAACAACGCAACUGUAUCAACAAAUAACCGUUCAUUUGAAACAAGACCGUUUGGUCGACGGAAAGACUCAUCAAUAUUAGACAUUGGCUCACGGCAUGCCGAUACAACAUUGGAACCUGAACCACACUCUCAACAACCACAGUCCCAACAACAACGGGAUCGGGCCACAUCAAAUACACAAGCAGCUAUUAAUAGUAUAAGUAGAGAAAUGACGCAAUUAACUUUACGUGAACAACAAGUUUUACGAUUACAAAAGGAAAUUAAACAUCCGUCUGGUGUACGGAUACAAUUGAGUCGCAAAGAUUGUAACAAUGCUAUUGCAUUGAUUGAUGUCUUUGGUGGCGUAUGGGUUGCUGGUUGGCGACAAAAGGACAAUCCAAUGUUAUAUAAUCUAUUACAUAUCGGGGAUCAAAUUAUUAAUAUUGAAGGAGUUUAUGUGCAGACAGCUGUUGAAGCUCAUAAACAUUUACGAAGAGCUUCAUCAUUCAAUCAAUAUGUGACUGUAAUUAUAAAAAGAGUACCAUUUGGUAAAAUAUUUGUGAUACAACGUGACAUGGAUGGACAACCAUUAGGAAUUGUUCAAGAACAGAACACCGCUGUGAUAAAACAAGUUUUAGCAAAUAGUUUAGCAGCGCGUCAUGGACUCUCACAACGCGCCACCACAUGUGAUCAACUAUCAUUUACAAAUUGGGUUCUGACUGAAAUAAAUGGUAGACCAUUGAAUCUCUUUUAUAAAAAUAAUGAAGUACGUGAUCGACUUAAUGCUAUUGGAAAAGAAAUUUCCAUACUUGUGCAACCAUUGGAUCUGAUUAAACAAAUUAAAAAACAAUUAAAAUCUGUUCGAAAUUAUAAAGAAUAUAUUGUGCAAUAA
Chrysoperla carnea is the source of this 2088-nucleotide messenger RNA. RefSeq lists its product as uncharacterized. Gene Ontology annotation, molecular function: protein binding. The record is from RefSeq and is a predicted model, not a curated record. NCBI's taxonomy places the organism in Eukaryota, Metazoa, Arthropoda, Insecta, Neuroptera, Chrysopidae. Gene Ontology annotation, cellular component: cytoplasm; plasma membrane. Bases 67 to 2088 code for a protein of 673 amino acids. The transcript has 8 exons.